UUUAGGCUGGAAGGUUGAAACUGUUCAAGAUACUUUGGCGGACACUGAUGGAACGUUCAGACCAAGAUGUGGCUCAAUAAACAAACCGAAAUUCGACAAUAUGUUACAAAGAUCAUUUAGAUUUCCUACAAUCUUGGGUACAGAGGUGAAGUUUGUGGAUAUGAUGGGCGAAAGCUUUCUGACGUUCAGAAUUCCUCAACAAUUACUGAAGGUUUUCAUAACUGAAGAAAAGCAAAAGAUUUUAGACCUAAAUAAUCUUGGCGACUUAAACUCGGAGUGGGACAAUGUGCGUCAGGAAAUUCUCGGCAACCAUUUCAAAUUAGUCAGUAAUUAUACUGCAUCAUUUCGUCAUCUGAAUAAUUUGAGAGAAAGGCAAGAUGUAGGGGUGUCAUCUUGGCGUAAUUUUAAACCAAGCAGCCUGAAGACGGACAAGACCUUGGCGUUUGUUACAACAAACUUACAUUUGCAAAGACUUAAAGUCAUAGAUGGAACGAAUGAACAAGGCUAUGAUGUGGUUACGUUUGGGGCUCCAUCGGCUCAUUCAAUGAAGUACAGUAAAGGAGGGUUGAGAAGACUUCUAGGAAACCUGAAGAAGCUUAUUUUACGUACGCAAAGUGGAGGUGACAACAGAGCAAACCGAGCUAAGAAUAAAAGAAUUGAACUGGAACUGUUGAAACAUGCAUUUAAGGAUAUAUGUAAAAAUUUUAAAAGCGCUUUAGCCAAUAACAACUUGGAGGAGGUCAUCGAACUCUCAACAAAGUUGCACGAAAAGGUGAACGAUCUUCUAAAAUACUAUGAAAUGACGUUUAUCAUCGAUUCUCUUGUUUCGUUGAGUACAUCCCGUCCAAUUCCAUCCACGGCUUCAACUUCUCGUGAAGAAUAUGGUGAGAAAUACACAUACAAAGGCCUAAAUGAUUUUCAACCUGAAUCGGAGGAUGCCGAUGACCCCGAAUGCCAGGUUCUGCGUAAUUCUAUUGAAAGUUCAGUGGCGCAGAUUCUAAAAAUGAUUAAUGAAUUGAAUAAAGAAAGUCCGCUAAUUUUGAAUGACUUAGCAAAGAAAAGUUGGCGAACGAUAGGAGAGAAGACUUUGGAUUCCGUGGUAGAUGAUGUUUACUAUUUUGUUGACGCUCUUAUUAAGAAAUUAAAUUUGGGAAUGAUUUUCGUUCUACUUCAGGAAGAAUCGCGUCAUGCCCAGACUAUGCAAGACCUCCGUCAACGUCGCGAUAUUUGUCUUUCACAGGCAGUAACGGCACUCAUUUGUGGAUUUGAAGCUAAAAUUUACACAUCACUAUUUGACGCAAGUUUCAUGAAACAACUUUGUGAGAUUGGUGUUCUUGCUGAAUUUGAAUGUCUUCUGAGUACUUACGGUGAUGAAAUGGGAAUGUUAGAAGACAUGUCCAUUGCAAUACGCGAUCUUUCAUGUGUCAAAUUUAAGUUCGCUUGCUCUGAUAACGAAACGAUUCCCUACGUCACUGGAACAAGGGCUAAUAUUCAUGUUACCAUACUCCUCGAAACAGAAUAUUUCUGUUAUUUACCCAAAGAAUUGCAAGAAGGAAAAUUAAUACAAGUUUCUCCAGUUAUUUUCACUCAAGGGAUCAACGAACAUGCGACUUUAGCUGAAAG
Messenger RNA from Dendronephthya gigantea, 1623 nucleotides. Its product is annotated as type I inositol 3,4-bisphosphate 4-phosphatase-like. Lineage: Eukaryota; Metazoa; Cnidaria; Anthozoa; Malacalcyonacea; Nephtheidae. The record is from RefSeq and is a predicted model, not a curated record. The transcript is spliced from 21 exons. The annotation marks the transcript as partial. Gene Ontology annotation, molecular function: phosphatidylinositol-3,4-bisphosphate 4-phosphatase activity. Gene Ontology annotation, cellular component: cytoplasm.